Molecule: messenger RNA, 512 nt
Organism: Macrolepiota fuliginosa MF-IS2
Lineage: Eukaryota; Fungi; Basidiomycota; Agaricomycetes; Agaricales; Agaricaceae
Source: the annotation of a GenBank genome assembly
UCAAUCGUUUAUCCCCCCUCGUCGUUCUCGCGCCGAAGCAUUGGGUUGUCCGAAGUUGUCAUUGUCGUCGCUGUCGUUGUUGCUCGCCUUCGUUGCCGUGGUUUCGCGCUUGCGUUCGUUAAUUGCAAGUUCUUGGCUUCCAUCAAUGGUCGUACCCCCGCCCUUCAAGAAUCCGAAUGGUCUUCUUCCCCGUUGCUUGGUUCGGCGGUACAGUUGGUUUUUGUGUAUCCCCCCCUUCCUUUGGUUCGCUAGUAACCCCUCCACCCUGCUUGUCUGCGAUACAUCGACACUGGAUACCUCGCCUUUUUCCUUCAUUGCUUGCUUCUUCUAUCAUGAGCUUCUCCCCCCCUUUCCCCUUGCUUGAUUUGUUACUCCACACCCACCGUCCCCGUACCGCACCCGAGUUAAUCAAUGUGCGGACAAAAUGUUACUUUUUUUUUUGAUUAGUCUUGCCUCAAAAAACGCCGGAUUACAUGCGUAUCUGGAGUUGUAUCAUAAAACGCACUUCCCCU